This is a messenger RNA of Gigantopelta aegis, 885 nucleotides long. RefSeq names its product histamine H2 receptor-like. Gene Ontology annotation, cellular component: membrane; dendrite. The record is from RefSeq and is a predicted model, not a curated record. Gene Ontology annotation, molecular function: neurotransmitter receptor activity; G protein-coupled serotonin receptor activity. The transcript has a single exon. Gene Ontology annotation, biological process: chemical synaptic transmission; G protein-coupled receptor signaling pathway, coupled to cyclic nucleotide second messenger. The coding region runs from base 1 to 885 and encodes 294 amino acids. NCBI's taxonomy places the organism in Eukaryota, Metazoa, Mollusca, Gastropoda, Neomphalida, Peltospiridae.
AUGUGUCUGCUGUCCGUGUUCAUCUGUGGCGGCAACUUACUGACGAUAACAGCCGUGUGCAGCACGCGCUCGCUCCAGACGACGCCCAGCAUGUACGUCGUGUCUCUGGCCGUCGCCGACCUCAUCGUCGGCUUUAACGUCUUCUUCGAAUCCUUCUGGUACAACGCGCUCACGGAACACGAGAUUUUGGAUUGCAAAUUCUGCUGUUUGUUGAAUCUGUGCAUGUUUUACACUAGUUUCUUCGCUUCGAUGGCCGGCGUCGUUUUGAUAGGCGUGGAUCGCUUCUUCUACAUCUGCUACCCUUUUAAGUAUGAAUACCUGGUGACUCAUAGGAAAAUUAUAAUCACCAUCAUCAUCACAUGGAUUGUUUCUGUUUUCUUUGGAACUAUCCCGUUCUACCGCAACAAUUUCGAUGCUAUUCAGGAUUGCCUGCAUAUUGACGUGUUGCCAGUGUGGUAUCAGAUGUAUCUCGUAAAGGUCAUGUUCGCUUUGGUGUUGGUGUUCUCUGUCAUGUUAUACACAGGUAUCGUGAAGACUGCCAGACGCCAGCUAGGAUCUAUCCAAGCCACGACUGUCGACUCAGCACACAACAGCGCCAAGGGGAAGAACUGGAAGGUUGUCCGCCUCAUGCUGCUCGUGUGUGGAGGAUUCUUUGUGUGUUGGUGUCCUUACCACGUCAGCGUGGUGAUCAACCACGUGAGCUUCGUCUCAGAGGACGCCAUGGAUGUGCUGUUCCCGCUAGGAAUUCUAAACUCGGGUGUCAACUUUGUCAUAUACGCGCUCAUGAACAGAGACUUCAGGCAAGCGUUCCGGAGACGUGUCUGCUGUGGUAGAUGCUUAUUUUGGGAGCACGACCACGACUCGUCUGGUGGGGCGGCGGAUUAA